This is a messenger RNA of Pezoporus occidentalis (night parrot), 1618 nucleotides long. RefSeq names its product cysteinyl leukotriene receptor 2 (gene CYSLTR2). The record is from RefSeq and is a predicted model, not a curated record. The transcript has 2 exons. Gene Ontology annotation, biological process: G protein-coupled receptor signaling pathway. Gene Ontology annotation, cellular component: plasma membrane. The coding region runs from base 375 to 1307 and encodes 310 amino acids. Lineage: Eukaryota; Metazoa; Chordata; Aves; Psittaciformes; Psittacidae. Gene Ontology annotation, molecular function: G protein-coupled receptor activity.
AUAGAAGUGUGGGCCCAAAUACAGAAAUCCAGGAAACUUCCCAAUAUGCCACGUAGCUGCAGAGCCUCUUUCAUUGGGUGAAAAUUAUGAAAGAUUGCCACGUGAUUACUAGCACAGCUCCUUGAGCUGAGAACAUUUCUCUUUUAAGAAGAUGGAAGACCUUUCAAUCAGGAUUUACUUCCCUUUCUUACUGCUCAUUACUUUUCUGUGGCUUCUGCAUAAACAGCACUUGGGUUUUGCAUCAAGUUUUUUUCUGUUUUUCCCUUUUGUUAAAAAACCCUGAAAGUUGUGAGCAACAGCAAGCAGAAGAAGGGAAUACUGAACACACCAGAAGGCUCAUGAGUUGAGAAAGACAGAGAGCCUGGCUCCUGACUAUGGAUAUUUCCAAGAUGGUGCGAGUCGACAACUUCACUAACAGCUCCUUCAAGUGUACGAUUGAUAGCUUCAAGCAAGUUAUUUAUCCCACCAUUUACCUUUUUAUCUUCUUUUUUGGUGCUGUUGGAAAUGGCCUCUCCAUUUACGUUUUCUUCCAGCCUUCACAGAGGAAGACCUCAGUAAACAUUUACAUGCAGAACUUGGCUGUUUCAGAUCUCAUGUUUGUGAGCACUUUGCCCUUUCGGGCCACUUAUUUCCUGUUGGGAUCACACUGGAUAUUUGGUGAUAUUGCCUGCAGGAUCAUGACGUACACCUUGUAUGUGAACAUGUACUGCAGCAUUUAUUUUCUCACUGUGCUCAGUGUGGUUCGUUUCAUAGCCAUUGUAUACCCAUUCAAACACGGCAAAGUAACCAACAUGAAUUAUGCCAGGAUAAUAUGCGUGAUUAUAUGGGUCUUUGUGAUGGCAGUCUCCAGCCCUCUGUUAACCAAGGGAAUUGCUGGGUACAUAAACCCAGCCAAGUGCUUGGACCUCCACCCCUCCAGCACACACAGGCUCCUCAUGAUGAACAGCUUUGUCCUCGCUGUGGGCUUCAUUCUGCCCUUUUGCAUCAUUAUUGUCUGCUACAUCUUUGCAAUCAAAGCGCUGCUCAAGUCCAGGAGUCCACAGUGCAAGAAGGCAGUCUGUCACAAGAAGGCACUGUCAACCAUCAUCAUCACUCUCAUCCUUUUCCUCCUCUGCUUUCUGCCGUAUCACAUACUGCGAACUGUCCACCUGAUGUACAGCAGCUGCAGCCAGGCCAACCUGCCUGUGCACAAAGCACUGGUGGUCACUCUCUGCCUUGCUGCCAUGAACAGCUGCCUUGAUCCCAUCCUCUAUUACUUUGCUGCUGAAAAUUUCAAAGCAAGAAUCAGAAGUCUGUACCGCAGGUAGCUGGUCCAGAGUUGCAGAAUGAUGUAUAUAUAGUCCUGACGGGACAUCUAGACUGGGUCCGUACUAUUCAUUGCCAGAGGCUGGCACAGAUGCCAGGCAUCUCUGGAGAAAAAGUGUCUUGGCAAUAGCUUGUUGGGGCUAAAAGCAAGGUAGGAUGAUCACAGGUCAGGUACCUCAGUGUUAUCCCUGGUCCUCUCCUAUGCAGCAACACAGAUACAUCUCUAGUGCCCAUUGUCCUCAUGAAAUGGGAUUGAAAGGGAUGUAACUUGCUGCCUGAGUCCAUUUAUUUCAUUUCACAAUGCUCAACUGGU